Molecule: messenger RNA, 1591 nt
Organism: Camelina sativa (false flax)
Lineage: Eukaryota; Viridiplantae; Streptophyta; Magnoliopsida; Brassicales; Brassicaceae
Product: protein HEAT INTOLERANT 4-like
Biological process (GO): regulation of cellular response to heat
Source: RefSeq, a predicted model, not a curated record
AUCAAACAUGAAACCUUUUAAUCGAUUAAGAGGGUUCUAAAACUCCCAAAAUAAACCCUACAACACUUUCACUUAUCAGUCUCGGGGGCGGCGACGACGACAACAUCGUUCUCUUGUUUUCUCGUCAUGUUCUGUUUGAAAAUCGCAGGUAAUCUCGUCAACAUCGUUCUCUUCCUUUUCCUGAUCAGUUAAGAAAUUGCGGUUAGGUCGGUAUAGAACCGGUUUCGUCUGGUUUAAAGUACAAAAUCCCUCGCGUGUUAAUAGAAGGAAAGAAACUGUAAUAAAAACGCUGGCGUCAUCAGUAAGCUAAACAGUUUAGGAUCCAACGGUGGAGAGAGCUGCGUGAAGAUUGCAGACAGAAAGAAUCUAACGGUGAUAAGUUAUCAGCGUGAAACUGAAGCUUCCGUCCGAUUUCUCUGUUUUAAAACCCCAAAUCUCCCUCUCAUUCCCUCUCAUCUCUUCUCAUCUCUUCUCUUUGUUUACACAUACACCUCAUAAGAAGAGUAGCAAACACAUCGCUUCUCCUCUCCUCUCGCAUUAUCCGAAAACAUGAAAGAUUUGUGGAAGGCUGCAUUUCCAGUGGGAACUGAGGUGGACCAAUUAGAUACAGUCUACGAUGGAUUCAAUUGGAAUUUCAAAACUGUUGAAGAAGCAUUUGAAGAAGGAGGAAUGCUCUAUAGGAAGACAGUCUAUGUUUUUGGUGGUGCAGAACUUCAGCUCGUCCUCUACGAAGAUGCACACAUGAUUAUCAAUGUCCCAACAGUUAUUGUUAUUGAAUCACCCAUUCCGCCUUCUGACAAGCUAGAUAUCGGAUCGAUUCAGCGUGGAAUGGAAAUCAUUCCAAUGAAGCAGAUGGGGAUGGAAUGGGUUCCUUACAUUCCUUCUGAUAAUAGAGAUGGACAAGUUGAUAGGAUAAACUCUCAAAUUUUCAGCAUGCGUUGUACUAUGACUAGAGAUACUCUCAGAGAUAUGAAUGAAGAUGAUGCUAAGAAGUUCUCCUAUUGCCUUGCUUAUUUCUAUCAACCAUUUGAGGAAUCUGAAAUAGAACAUGAUGCUGUAGUCGAUAUAUUGUUUCCCUCUAAUCCGCCGAUUUAUUGUGUUUUUAACUGGGAGCUUCAAAAACUUGAGGAAUUUGUUGAUAGUCUGAUUCAAGAAGGACAAUUAUCUGCAGAACAAAAGAAUGAAUUCAAAGAAUUUGUCACAGAGCAUGUUGGAGAAGCAAUGAGAGCUAAACGAGAGGCAAGAGAAGCUCGACUGAAAGCGAUAGAAGAAAUGAGCGAAGAAACUAAGGAAGCCUUCGAAAACAUGAAGUUCUACAAAUUCUACCCUCAGCCUUCACCAGACGUCCCUAGAUUCCAGACGUCGUCGCUCAUUAACCAAUACUACAGGAAUGCUCAUCAAGUCCUUUGAUAUGGUGGGAACCCUUCAAGAACCAAGAACAAAUGCCUACCUAUAUAUAGUUAAAAAUUUGAAUUUUUUUAUCUUUUAUCUUUUGUUUUUUUGUUUUAUUACUAAGAUGUAAAAGCCUUUAAAUUUUUCUUUAAAAGAAUAUGAAAUUUCUCAGAUACAAAUUACACUUUGCGUUUCUUGA